Penicillium olsonii is the source of this 1704-nucleotide messenger RNA. NCBI's taxonomy places the organism in Eukaryota, Fungi, Ascomycota, Eurotiomycetes, Eurotiales, Aspergillaceae. The record is from the annotation of a GenBank genome assembly.
AUGCAGGGAUCAUCAGAGAGUCAGCCACAAGGAAAUGGUAGAAGAAAGGUUAAAACAGGCUGCAAAACUUGCAAGGCUCGCCGUGUCAAGUGCGAUGAAAGUCGCCCCGCUUGCCGUCGCUGUGUCUCCACGGGCCGAGUGUGCAAUGGCUACGGCAUCUGGGGUGGCGGUGACAACAAAAGCCCAGUCCAAUGCAGCCAGGCCUUGUCGAUCCACCGUACACCCGUCCCUGAGACUCAGAGGGGUCUGACCUCCGAUGAGCUGAUGUCAUUUGAUUGGUUCAGGGAGAAAACAACCAAGAAGCUUGCUGGUCUCUUUACCUCGGACUUUUGGGAGACACUUGUGUUCCAAGCAAGUGUGCAAGAACCCGCAGUGCGACAUGCUGUUGUCGCGCUAUCAGCGGCACAUAGAUCCGAUUUCAGUCAUGGCCCGAGUGCCAUUGCCGCCCGUGGACCCAAUGCGGAGCAGUUCAUGUUGCAGAAUUAUAACAAGGCCAUCAGUUACCUGAGGUCUGCCUCAACAAGCGAGAAUGCGCCUGAUAUACGCGUGAUUCUGAUUACGUGUAUGAUCUUUGUGACAUUGGAAUACCUGCGUGGUCAUUAUACAUCAGGGAGCUCCCAUCUUCAAUAUGGAAUCCAGCUACUAUCGGAGCUUUCCCCACAUAGGUCAGACAGCAAAACAUUACCGCAAAUGUCACUGAAUCACACCACUCAAGCAACGGACUUUGCGCACAAUGCUUUGAUUGACUCCUAUGCCCAACUGACCAUUCAAUCGGCCAUGUUCGGCAUCUUUCCAUCCCACAUGUGCGUUACGACUCAUGAUCAACGGAUUUGCGCACAGCCCUACAAUUUUAAAUCUAUCAUCGAAGCACGGCAGCCGCUCGAUGACUUAUUGCACAAGGUGAAAUGUCUUAAGGAAGACUUUCAUGCUGCAAUUGAAACGGGAUCCACCAUUGAUCACACAGCCGCCCUGGCGACCCAAGCUUUUAUACAGCAAGAUCUCUUUGCCUGGCGUCAAGCUUACGACCGCCUAGUCGCCUCGUUACAGCCGAUCAUAAAUCUUCGCGAUCUCGCCGGCUCCAUCAUCAUCCGAGUUUAUUACGAAAUGGCAUCUGUGAUGGCGGGCGUUAGUCUGUCGGAGACCGAGAUGGCCUUUGACGCAUAUACGGACAACUUCACCGCGAUCAUUGCAGGAUUCCAUGAGCUAUCGCGUGCGUGGUCACUUUCGAAUGUUCAAACUCCGGACCCGAAGCCAGAUAUGGAAAGUGGGAACUUCCACGACCGUGGCUUUACUAUUGAAUCGGGUUACAUUCCACCUGUAUAUUACACGGCGAUGAAGUGUCGAAUCCCACAACUUCGCCGCCAAGCAAUUCAUGCGCUACGCCUCAUGCCACGCCGAGAGGGAAUUUGGAACGGGAUACUGCUAGCAGAUGUGCUUGACGAAGUCGUCGGCAUCGAAGAAGGGCGACCUCGGCCUGGUGACCCAAAUCCCGCGUCAAGAGAUCCGGCUAGUGGAGGCACAGAAAAUCAAGUGUUCAUGACUAGCGUGAACGAAUCGUCGCGGAUAUCAGACGUGAAAGUGCUUCUUUCUGAUACGACAGACGAGACGCAGAGAGAUACAUAUAUUGGCUAUAAGAAGAUGAUGUUGCAUGGGAACUGGGCAACAUGUAAACAGAAAAUCGAACGCCGGGCUGCAGUUACUUGA